Molecule: messenger RNA, 4768 nt
Organism: Zeugodacus cucurbitae (melon fly)
Lineage: Eukaryota; Metazoa; Arthropoda; Insecta; Diptera; Tephritidae
Gene: ry
Product: xanthine dehydrogenase
Exons: 6
Coding region: 284-4357 (1357 amino acids)
Molecular function (GO): 2 iron, 2 sulfur cluster binding; FAD binding; molybdopterin cofactor binding
Source: RefSeq, a predicted model, not a curated record
AAGCGCUUGUAGAUUCAGUUCGCUUUUGACACUCCAAUUGGCUGGUAGUGUGUAAGAAUCUGCUUCUUGAGUACAACAAACCACACGUAAUUGCAUUCAAUUGCAUUUUAAAAUAAUUAUCUGAAUUAUCUUUAUAAAUAAAAAAACAUUUUUGGCAGCUAAAAACAUUAAUCUUAAAUAAAGUGUUAUGAAGUGUGUGUGCCGUAAAAGGAGUAUAUAAGUGCUUAGUGAAAUAUAAUUUGUAAACACAGAAUAAUCCGUAAAGAAACACGUACACGUUGAAAUGUCGCAAAAUAAUUCAGUUGUUCAUACUAUGGCAGCAAAUGGAAAUUCGUCAACAAUGCCAGUUGAGCGGGAGUCACCGCUAAUAUUUUUCGUGAAUGGUAAAAAGGUCGUCGAUCCGACACCAGAUCCAGAAUGCACCUUACUCACAUAUCUGCGCGAUAAACUGCGUUUAUGUGGCACGAAAUUGGGAUGUGGCGAAGGUGGUUGCGGCGCUUGUACGGUUAUGCUGUCGCGUGUUGAUCGCGCCACCAACAGUAUCAAACACUUGGCCGUGAACGCCUGCCUGAUGCCCGUAUGCGCCAUGCAUGGUUGCGCAGUAACCACCAUAGAGGGAAUCGGUAGCACACGCACACGCCUUCACCCGGUACAGGAGCGUCUGGCCAAAGCGCAUGGCAGUCAGUGUGGCUUCUGUACACCCGGCAUAGUUAUGUCCAUGUACGCACUGCUGCGUAGCAUGCCCCAGCCAUCGAUGAAAGAUUUGGAAGUGGCUUUUCAGGGCAACCUCUGCCGUUGUACGGGUUAUCGUCCUAUUUUGGAAGGAUACAAGACUUUCACGAAGGAAUUUAGCUGUGCCAUGGGUGAUAAGUGUUGCAAAUUGAAUGGUAAUAAGAGACCAAAUGGCGAAAAUGAAGAUGAUAAGUUAUUUGAGAAGAGCGAAUUUUUACCAUUCGAUCCCAGUCAGGAACCCAUAUUUCCACCAGAACUGCAUUUAAAUUCGCAAUACGAUGCGGAAAAUCUUUUGUUCAAAGGACCGCGGUCGACAUGGUAUCGCCCCGUGGAACUUUUAGACUUGCUGAAACUGAAAGCGGAGAACCCGCAUGGCAAAAUCAUUGUCGGCAACACAGAAGUUGGUGUUGAAAUGAAAUUUAAGCAGUUUCUAUACACCGUACACAUUAACCCCAUAAAAGUACCGGAAUUAAAUGAGAUACGUGAAUUAGAUGAUAGCAUUCUAUUUGGUUCUGCCGUCACCUUAAUGGACAUUGAUGAAUACCUACGCGAACGCAUCGAGAAAUUGCCGGAGCACGAGACACGUUUCUUCCGCUGCGCCGUAAAAAUGUUGCACUACUUUGCGGGCAAACAGAUUCGAAAUGUGGCAUCUCUCGGUGGCAACAUCAUGACUGGAAGUCCGAUAUCCGAUAUGAAUCCAAUUUUGACUGCGGCCUGUGCUAAGCUUAAGGUGUGCAGCUUAGUUGAUGGGGAAGUACAAACACGAGAUGUCCAUAUGGGCCCAAGCUUCUUUACUGGAUAUCGCAAGAAUACAAUACUACCACAUGAAGUCUUGGUGGGCAUAUACUUUCCGAAGAGCACAAAAGAUCAACACUUCGUUGCAUUUAAGCAAGCACGCCGUAGAGAUGAUGACAUUGCCAUCGUGAAUGCAGUAUUAAAUGUGACCUUCGAACCGAAUACCAAUAUAAUCAAACAUAUUUAUAUGGCAUUCGGCGGUAUGGCACCCAUAACGAUCAUGGCGCCAAAAACAUCACAAAUCAUGGCGAAACAGAAAUGGAAUCUCGUAUUAGUUGAGCGUGUGACUGAAAGCCUCUGCGCCGAACUGCCAUUGGCGCCAUCUGCACCAGGUGGUAUGAUCGCCUAUCGUCGUUCAUUGGUAGUCAGUUUAUUCUUCAAGGCAUAUUUAGCCAUCAGUCAAGAAUUAAUUAAAGCCGGUAUCAUCGAAGAUGAUGCAAUACCAGAGAGAGAAUUGAGUGGUGCUGAGACCUUCCAUACACCGAUUUUGAAGAGUGCGCAGCUCUUUGAGCGCGUAUGUGCCGAACAACCAAUAUGUGAUCCCAUCGGUAGACCAAAGGUACACGCUUCCGCACUGAAACAGGCCACGGGUGAAGCAAUUUACUGCGAUGACAUACCACGCCAUGAGAAUGAAUUGUAUCUCGCGCUUGUACUUAGCACCAAAGCACAUGCAAAGCUUCUAUCGAUUGAUGCCAGCGAAGCGCUAAAACAGCCGGGUGUACAUGCAUUCUUCUCCAGCAAAGAUUUGAGUGACUAUGAAAAUAAAGUUGGUACCGUGUUUCAUGAUGAAGAAGUCUUCGCUUCGGAGACAGUUUAUUGUCAGGGGCAGGUGAUUGGUGCCAUCGUUGCGGAGAGCCAAGUUUUGGCGCAACGUGCGGCGCGUCUCGUGCAUAUCAAGUACGAAGAACUUAGCCCGGUUAUUGUAACAAUUGAACAGGCCAUCGCACAUAAAUCUUAUUUUCCCGAUUAUCCGACAUAUAUUGAGAAGGGUGAUGUGACAAAAGCAUUUGCGGAAGCUGACCACGUGUAUGAGGGUAGCUGUCGCAUGGGUGGUCAAGAACACUUCUACUUGGAGACGCACGCUUGUGUGGCUACGCCGAGAGAUAGUGAUGAAAUUGAACUGUUUUGCUCAACCCAAAAUCCCACCGAGAUACAAAAACUGGUGGCGCAUGUAUUAUCUGCGCCAAUGCACAAGGUCGUAUGUCGUUCUAAACGCUUGGGUGGCGGAUUUGGUGGCAAAGAGUCGCGUUCGAUUAUCCUGUCACUACCAGUUGCAUUGGCCAGUUAUCGCCUGAGAAGGCCGGUGCGCUGUAUGCUUGAUCGAGAUGAAGAUAUGAUGACAACCGGCACCAGACAUCCUUUUCUCUUCAAAUACAAAAUUGGUUUUACCAAGGAAGGUCUAAUAACGGCAUGUGACAUUGAAUGUUAUACGAACGCCGGCUGCUCAAUGGAUCUUUCAUUUUCCGUGCUUGAUCGUGCUAUGAAUCAUUUCGAGAACUGUUAUCGCAUACCGAAUGUCAAAGUUGGUGGUUGGGUUUGCAAAACGAAUUUACCAUCGAAUACAGCGUUCAGAGGAUUUGGUGGUCCGCAGGGCAUGUUUGCAGCGGAGCAUAUUGUGCGCGAUGUGGCGCGCAUAGUUGGCAAAGAUUACUUGGACAUCAUGCAGUUGAAUUUCUAUAAGACUGGUGAUUACACACACUAUAAUCAAAAGUUGGAAAACUUCCCCAUUGAAAAAUGUUUCAGCGAUUGCUUAGAUCAGUCGAAAUUCUACGAGAAGCGUGCUGAGAUUGAAGAAUUCAAUAAAUGCCAUCGCUGGCGCAAGCGCGGCAUCUCACUUGUGCCCACCAAAUAUGGCAUUGCAUUUGGUGCCAUGCAUCUCAAUCAAGCCGGCGCCCUGGUGAAUAUCUAUGGCGACGGCUCGGUAUUGCUUUCGCAUGGUGGCGUCGAGAUCGGUCAAGGUCUACACACCAAAAUGAUACAGUGUUGCGCGCGUGCCUUGGGCAUACCAACGGAGUUGAUACAUAUUGCCGAAACGGCAACCGAUAAGGUACCGAAUACAUCACCCACAGCAGCUAGUGUCGGUUCAGACUUGAAUGGCAUGGCAGUAUUGGAUGCUUGUGAGAAGAUAAAUCAGCGCCUGAAACCUAUCAAGGAAGCCAAUCCGAAAGAUACUUGGCAAGAGUGGAUCAGCAAAGCAUAUUUUGCCCGUGUAGGGCUCUCGGCAAGCGGUUUCUACAAAAUGCCUGAUGUUGGUGACGAUCCAAAGACAAAUCCAAAUGCGCGUUGUUAUAAUUAUUAUACCAAUGGUGUGGGGGUGUCCGUGGUUGAAAUUGAUUGCUUAACAGGUGAUCAUCAAGUCUUGAGCACAGACAUCGUAAUGGAUUUAGGCUCAAGCUUGAAUCCAGCUAUCGAUAUUGGACAAAUCGAAGGCGCAUUCAUGCAAGGUUAUGGUUUAUUUGUGUUGGAAGAACUCAUUUAUUCACCACAAGGUGCGCUUUAUUCACGCGGACCAGGCAUGUAUAAACUACCAGGCUUUGCCGACAUACCGGGCGAGUUUAAUGUGAGCCUUUUGACUGGCGCACCUAACCCUAGAGCUGUUUUUUCUUCAAAGGCGGUUGGUGAGCCACCGUUAUUCAUUGGUAGCACCACAUUUUUCGCCAUUAAGGAAGCCAUCGCUGCGGCACGUGCUGAACGUCAGCUGAGCGCCAAUUUCGUACUGCACGCUCCAGCGACAGCGGCACGCAUACGAAUGGCAUGCCAAGACGAGUUCACAGAAUUGAUUGAUCAACCAUCCCCUGACACAUAUACGCCAUGGAAUGUUGUGCCCUAAACGUGGAAUCAUUUGAUUUUGUUUAAAAGUUUAAUUAUUUAUACAAAAAAAGUUUAAUUACUAUACACGGACUUACAGACAUGCAUUUGAGUAUCAGUAAAUAGAUAUGUUGGAUAUGUAAUUUGAGUUGAACAUUAUAAAAUGGUGCUAUUUUACAUAAAGAUGUAAACAACAACAAAUAUAUAUGUAUAUGUAAAUUUUACUAACUUGUCAUUUUGAAAAUGAUUUAAUUUUUUUAUAAUAUUGUGCACAACAAUAAAGUUAGUCAAUAAUAAAUGAAAAAGGUCAUAGACUAUAUUGAUAAAUUUAUUUUGGAACUGCAUCAUAUUUACAAAGUGUCGAAGUUCUGAACUCAGAACGUAACUUUUGUUGUUAUUAUUAUUGUAAAAAUAUAAGAUGAACAUACCUGAA